Molecule: messenger RNA, 2082 nt
Organism: Ogataea polymorpha
Lineage: Eukaryota; Fungi; Ascomycota; Pichiomycetes; Pichiales; Pichiaceae
Exons: 1
Coding region: 1-2082 (693 amino acids)
Biological process (GO): intra-Golgi vesicle-mediated transport
Cellular component (GO): trans-Golgi network; endosome
Molecular function (GO): GTPase activator activity
Source: RefSeq, a predicted model, not a curated record
AUGACCAUUCAGCUCACCUCGAAGCUUAACGGGAAGUUUACUCUGCAAUUAAAGGAGGGUAGUCAGACGCUUUCCCAGUUGUCAGUCUAUUUCUAUAGUGAUUCGUCAGGCUCUGCUCCUUCACAACAAACCGAAAUAAUACAUCCUACAAACUUAACAGAACAUUCGGGGAGUCCAUUCCCAAUAUCUUUGGAAGAUGGACCCGUCUUUCGCGAAACGCUUAAUGAUUAUGAAACCAAAAUCACGAAAUUAAAGCAAGCAAUACGGUCUACGAAUGACCUUUUAAUUAACUAUGAGUCCUUAUCCAAUCAGCUUUAUAAUUCAAGAGCAUCGCUCAUAAAGUCCUUUAGCGUCAUCGAAUCCACUUUUCCAACUUUCUACUAUUGUGAGUUUGACAAAUCUAUUGUUUACUCAUUUGAGAACCUAACGGAUGAGAACAAGUCUGCCAUAAAGCAGCUGAAAUCCAGACUCUCGUCAACUGAUAAACUCUCCGGACUAGAAUCAUAUUUGGCAUCCAAGAAACGAGUUUUCGAGGACGAAAGCAAAAAGUACUACGAUUGGCUCUCGCGAUUACUUAGUUCAGGCAAGUCAAAAGACGAUAAACUUCUUCAGAAAAGAAAGAGCUUUGAAUUGGCUAAGAUUGACUAUUUUGUUUUUCUUUUCGACACUCUCGUUGACCUUGUUUUGGACUUUUGCAACCCUCAAAGUCCCUUCAUCAACGCAUACAGCUCCUCAAAAUCACAACGGCAGAAAAUCAGAGCAGCAGUGGAACGCGCCUCUUCAAUGGCUGAAUUAAAUGCAGAAUUAUCCAAGAUACAUGGCAUUGCCGGCCCUAACAAGUCUGGUAUCUUGUUUACCCAAGGAGGCCAAGGAAAGUCUGGUUGGCACAAGCAAUGGGUUGUGCUUAACAACGGUAAACUUUCCGAGUUCAUGGACUGGCGAAAAGGCACGUCAAGGCGUAACGAACCUAUCGAUAUUUCUUUAUCAAGCAUCAAACCAUUGGAUAUGGAAAAGCGCAAAAAUUGUUUUAGGGUCAUCACUAGUACUGGUAUAGAGCACUAUUUUCAAGCGACGUCUGAGGAGGAUCGCGAUUCCUGGAUUCAAGCAUUGUAUGAUGCAGGUCAACAGAUUAAUUUCCAUAAGUCCAGAGGUGACUUGGCAGGAGAUCCACUUUUUGUAAAUGCUAAGAAGACAAGAGAGAUACGGUCUUCAAGCAAUGACUCGAAAAAGGAAUCCCUACAAAAUGACGGCCGGCACAGAAGAGUGUCCUCGGUUUCCUUAGAGAAUCUGCGCAUGGUUCAAAAAGCUGACAGCAGCAAUACUCGCUGUAGCGAAUGUGGAUCAACAGAGUCGGUUGAGUGGAUUUCUAUGAAUCUACUUGUUAUCUUCUGUGUCAAAUGCUCUUCUUGCCACAGAUCGCUUGGGACCUCUAUAUCUAAAGUCCGCUCACUCAAACUUGAUGUUUUCACUCCGGAAAGCUAUAAACUUUUGCAGUACAUUAACAACAAGUCAAGCAAUGCUAUAUAUGAGGAGUUGCUGCCCAAGGAAUCUCACAUUAGCCCUGAUUCCAACGAUAAAGAUCGGCUGAGGUUCAUCACCAAUAAGUAUGCCGCAAAACAAUACGUUAAUCGAAAAGACGCUUCAAAAGCUUCUGAUUUCUUGAUCCAUGGCGUUCGAACUCAUAAUAUUCCAGAAAUAAGCAAAAGUUUUGCGCUUGGUGUUGAUCGUGAUCUGAAAUUAUACAAGCCGACUGAUCAUCUCACAAAUCUGAAACCUCAUGCAUUUUCUGUUUUGGAGUAUGCUUUAAAUUAUCCUUCGUUGGAGGGCAAGGACAAAUCUAUCAAAGUUUUUGAUCUCGCUGAAUAUCUCAUUCUGAAUGGAACAAACUGUGGAGACAAGGUCCAGAAUGUUAUAGGCUUAUCCGUCGAAGCAUUGGAUUAUUGGCAAUCGAAAAUUGACCGCUUUAAAGGGAACUCUACCAAAACCUCUACUAGUGAAUUGUUAUCUCAAACAGCAGCAGCACCAAAGUCUACACCCAAGGAGCAUAAAUUCAAUCUUCUCAAAAAGAAGUUGAAAAACUGA